Molecule: messenger RNA, 3816 nt
Organism: Penicillium salamii
Lineage: Eukaryota; Fungi; Ascomycota; Eurotiomycetes; Eurotiales; Aspergillaceae
Source: the annotation of a GenBank genome assembly
AUGGUGCGUCUGAGGGAAAUCCCAAGGACGGCCACCUUCGCCUGGUCUCCCGGCGCUGCAUCCCCAUUGAUCGCCACCGGAACUCGCGCUGGAGCCGUUGACGCCGACUUUUCGAACAAGACAUGCCUUGAGCUUUGGGAUCUCGAUCUUGACCGCGCAGAUGCGAGCGAAGAGCUGCACCCUCUAGCCAAGAUCGACACAGACUCCGGCUUCAAUGACUUGGCAUGGACUACAUCCGAAGAUAACCAGCGCGGUGUGAUUGCGGGUGGUCUGGAGAAUGGCUCCUUGGACCUGUGGGACGCCGAUAAGCUCCUUGCUGGAUCUAGCGAUGCUUUGAUCUCAAGAACAACCAAGCACAGCGGUGCCAUCAAGGCACUUCAGUUCAACCCCAAGCACCCGAAUCUUUUGGCAACAAGUGGUUCAAAGGGAGAGCUAUUCAUCUGGGAUUUGAACGACAUCGAGAACCCCUAUAGAUUGGGCAACAACGCGGCCCGCACCGAUGACAUCGACUGCUUGGCGUGGAACAAGAAGGUCCCUCAUAUUUUGGUCACCGGUAGCAGCGCUGGAUUCGUGACAGUCUGGGAUGUCAAGACGAAGAAGGAGAGUCUCACGCUAAACAAUAAGGGCCGCAAAGCCGUCAGCGCAGUCGCAUGGGAUCCCGCGAGGCCCACAAAGCUCAUUACCUCAACACCCCUCGAGUCGGACCCAGUCCUUUAUGUUUGGGAUCUGCGUAAUUCCCACGAGCCGGAGCGGGUACUAGCAGGACACGAGUCAGGUGUGCUUUCACUGUCAUGGUGUGACCACGACCCGGAUCUUCUUUUGUCAUCUGGAAAGGACAACCGCAACAUCUGUUGGAAUCCUCAAACCGGUCAAGCGUAUGGCGAGUUCCCUGUUGUCACCAACUGGACUUUCCAGACCCGCUGGAACCCCCACAACCCCAACUUCUUCGCCACCGCAUCCUUUGACGGAAAGAUCUGUAUCCAGACUCUGCAGAACACCAAGACCGAUAACUCUCAGGCCAUCGCCGAUCACAACCAGUCCCUGGAUGGUGAAGACUUCUUUGCCAAGGCUCAGACUCAACCCCAAGUAUCCAAGUUCUCCCUUCCCAAGGCCCCUCGCUGGCUUGAGCGGCCAUGUGGUGUCACCUUUGGUUUCGGCGGCCGCGUGGUCUCAUUUGGCACUGCCACGGACUCCCGUGUGUCCAAAAUCAAGAUCACACCUUUCGAGGUCGAUGAGACUGUUGGUAAUGCCACAGAGAGUUUCGAGACCGCCCUGAAAGAGGGUGAUAUUCGAACCCUGUGUGAGACGAGAGCCUCAGAUGCUACCAGCGAGGCCGAGAAGGCAGACUGGAAGGUCAUGCAGGCUUUGAUCUCCCAGAACCCUCGCAAGGACUUGGUGGAAUAUUUGGGCUUCAGUGACCAGGCUGAUGAAGCUGCCGACAGCCUUGCCAAGCUUGGAUUGGACAAGAAGGAGGACGAGGAGCCUGCCGCUGUGGCUGCCAAACCAGCUGGUGCCAAGAAGCACAAGCGUCUGCAAUCCAUGUUUGACCCCAAUCCUGAAGGCGACAGCUUCUUGUCAGAGCUCGCUGCCUCGAAGGGUGCUCAAAACAACAGCCCAUUCCAUAUCUUUAAUGGCUCAGAGAGCGGAGCCGAGCAGCAGAUUACUCGCUCCUUGCUGCUUGGUGAAUUUGAAAAGGCUCUGGAUGUUGCUAUCCGCGAGGACAAGAUGGCUGAUGCCUUCAUGAUUGCUAUCUGUGGUGGCCCUAAGUGUGUUGAGAAGGCUCAGGCGUACUAUUUCUCCAAGCAGUCCGGUGGACCGAACUACAUGCGCUUGCUCGCUUCAAUUGUGGGCAAGAACCUCUGGGAUGUAGUCCACAACGCCGACUUGUCCAACUGGAAGGAAGUCAUGGCGGCAUUGUGCACAUUUGCCGACGAGAAAGAAUUCCCUGACCUUUGCGAUGCUCUUGGUGACCGUCUGCAGGAAGAGAUCCAGUCUCGUGAUGACAAGAGCGGUCGCAAGGACGCUUCUUUCUGUUUCCUCGUUGGCUCCAAACUUGAGAAGGUUGUUGCCAUCUGGGUUGAGGAACUUCACGAGAACGAGCAGAAGGGAAUUGAAAACAAGACCGACAACUCUUCAUUCUCUGUCCAUGUCCGUGCUCUGCAGGGCUUGAUCGAGAAGGUCACCAUUUUCCGUCAAGUUACUAAGUUCCAGGAUACCGAACGCACCAAGGACUCAGAGUGGAGCCUAAGUGUUCUAUAUGACAAAUACAUUGAAUACGCCGAUGUGGUUGCAGGCCAUGGACGCCUGCAAAUCGCUCAGAAAUAUCUCGACCUUGUGCCUGAGAAACACCCCGAGGCUGAGCUGGCUCGCAACCGCAUCAAGCUUGCCACUCGUCAGCCAACCCAGCAGGCGCAGCCCGCUGCCGGAGCCAAGAGUGCCUAUAAGCCCCUCCCGCAACAGCCCAACGUGUACCAGCCGCAAUCAGCAUUUACUCCAGUGCCUGCUGCGAACCCUGUUGCUCCCCCCAAUGCUUUCGCGCCUCCUGCGCCCGUUGCGCCCGCCCAGGCCAGCCCCUACGCUCCUCAGAACACUGCCCAAUCUGUCAGCCCAUACGCUGCCCUUUCCAGCGCAGGCCCGUACGCCCCUACAACUGGGUACCAGCCAACUGCAGGCAUGAGAGCUCCCAACUAUGGCCCGCCUUCUGCCUUUGGCGGACAGCCAGCUGGCGCUGGUGUACCUCCCCCUCCUCGUGCAUCUGGUAACCAAUCACCCGCCAACCCCAUCACGACUUACACCACGGCCACCGGUCUGCCAGCCUGGAACGAUCUGCCAGAAGGCUUUGCCAAGGCUCCCGCACCUCGUCGCGCAACCCCUGCUGCCGCCACCGGGCCCAUUGCUUCUCCUUUCCCCAACCAGUCGCCGACCCUGCCACAAGGGCCCCCCCCCGUUGGGGCUCCUCGAGCUCCGUCCGUGCCUCCCCCACCUAAGGCGGGUAGCGUGCCUCCCCCGCGUAUGAUGUCGCCGCCGUCUGGCAGCCCAGCUGUGUCUAACAUUCCUGGCCCUUCCCCGCCGCCGCCGGCCAACCCUUAUGCGUCUUUCACUCAGUCACCGCCUGUGGGUUCAGGGAACAUGGCGCCCCCAGCGUCCAUCCCUCGAGGAGCUUCGCCAUACAAUGCUCCUCCCAGCAUACCCCCUCCCACAAACCGGUACACCCCGAGCCCGGCAGCCCAGGCCGCAGCCAACCCGCAACUGCAAUCCCGUGGACCUGUGCCCCCUCCUCCCCAGGCGGCUGCUUCGCCAUAUGCGCCGCAGGCGGUAUCCCAGCCUCCUGUGAAUCCAUACGCACCUACCACUCCCAUCACGACCCAGCCUCCGCCCAUGGCCUCUCAAGCUGUCGCUCCUCCCCCACCACAGGGAUCUCGGCCUGGCACAGCUCAGUCGCAGAGGCCCCCUCCUGCUGCCCCCAAAUACCCUCCCGGUGACCGUUCUCACAUCCCCGCUAACGCUCAACCUGUCUUUGAGAUUCUCUCGGCGGACAUGGAGCGCGUUAAGGGCCGAGCUCCUGCAGCAUUCAAGCAGCAAGUUGAUGAUGCCGAGCGCCGCUUGAGCAUUCUCUUUGACCACUUGAACAACGAGGACCUUCUCAAGCCCAACACCGUGGAAGAUAUGGCGAACCUGGCUCGUGCGAUUCAAGCUCGUGACUAUGCUACCGCUACUUCAAUUCACGUCGCGAUCAUGACCAACCAGAAUGACGAGUGUGGUAACUGGAUGGUUGGUGUCAAGCGCCUUAUCAGCAUGAGCCGUGCUACCCCAUAA